CACACGCACAGAUUCUGGCUAGAGCCGCCCUCGGUGUCAGUGGCCCGACUCCUGCGUCCGCCCCAGCUGCCUACUCGCCUCAGCACCUGUCGCUCGGUGUGUCCCGGAGCCGGCGCCCCUUACUCCGUCGGGGCCAGGGAGUGCCAUGGUUUCCCUGCCCAGGCACCCUGCGACCAGCUUGCUGCGGUUUUUGUUCCUGGGGCUGAGUACCCUCGCGUCCCCCUCACAGGCCCAGCUGGAGCUCCACGUGCCCUCUGGCCUCACCAGGUUGAAGGCAGUGGAAGGAUCAGAAGUGGUGCUCCCAGCGUGGUACACUGUGCAAGGACAGGUAUCUUCGUCCCAGCGGUGGGAGUUGCUCACGGUGAUGUGGUUCUUGGAGCAAGAAGGGAAGGAUCUGAACCAGGUGCUGGCGUACAUCAGUGGGACCACGUCAAGCAAAAGUGGGGUAUCCUUGGUCUACUCCAUGCCUUCCCAGAAUGUGUCACUGCGGCUGCAGGACCUCCAAGAGAAAGACUCUGGGUCCUACCGCUGCUCAGUGAAUGUGCAAGACCACCAAGGCAUCAAAAGGAGCCACAGCAGCAAAACUUUAGAACUCAGUGUGCUGGUUCCUCCAGCUCCUCCAUCCUGUGGUCUCCUGGGUGUGCCCCGUGUGGGGACCAAUGUGACCCUGAGCUGCCAGUCCCCGAGGAGUAAGCCAGCUGCCCAGUACCAGUGGGAGCGGGCACCCCCAUCCGCCCAGGUUUUCUUUGCACCAGUUUUAGAUGCCAUCCGUGGAUCCUUAAGCCUCACAAACCUUUCCAGUCCCAUGUCUGGAGUCUAUAUCUGCAGGGCCCACAAUGAGGUGGGCAGUGCCCAGUGCAAUGUGACCUUGGAAGUGAGCACAGGGCCAGGGCCUACGGUUGUUGCUGGAGCUGUUGUGGGCACUCUGGUUGGACUGGGGCUGCUGGCUGGGCUGGUCCUCUUGUACCAACGCCGAAGCAAGGCCCUAGAGGAGCCGGCCAAUGAUAUCAAGGAGGAUGCCACUGCUCCCCGGACCCUGCCUUGGCCCAAGGGCUCAGAUACAAUCUCCAAGAACGGGACCCUUUCCUCUGUCACCUCAGCACGAGCCCUCCGGCACCCCCAAGGUCCUCCCAGGCCUGGUGCACUGACCCCCACGCUCAGCCUCUCCAGUCAGGUCCUGCCCUCACCCAGGUUGCCCAGGACAGAUGCGGCCCAACCUCAGCCAAUAUCCCCCAGCCUUGGUGGAGUCUCUUCCUCUGCUCUGAGUCGCAUGGGUGCUGUCCCUGUAAUGGUGCCUGCCCAGAGUCAGGCUGGGUCUCUGGUGUGAUGGUCCAGCCACUUAUUACCCAAGCCAUCUGGUUUCUCUCCUUCCUAUAAGGGUCAGCCCUAGCUCAGAGGCCUGAGUCUUGGGGGACAACCUUCCAGACCUCCAGUCCUCCACCCACAUCUUUCUCUACUAUGGGAAAACUGAGUCUCAGUUAAGAUCCAAACAUUCGGGGGCGCCUGGGUGGCUCAGUGGGUUAAAGCCUCUGCCUUUGGCUCAGGUCAUGAUCCCAGGGUCCUGGGAUCAAGCCCCGCAUCACAGGGAGCCUGAUUCCCCCUCUCUCUCUCUGCCUGCCUCUCUGCCUACUUGUGAUCUCUGUCUGUCAAAUAAAUAAAUAAAAUCUUAAAAAAAAAGAAAGAAAAGAAUACAAUGCAAACUACUUGAGGCUAUAAGGACCUUGCCUGAUUUCUCCUUCACCUGUUUGUUAUUCUUCAUCUCAAUGGGCUCUUCCUGUGUUCCAAGAAUCUCUCACACAUUCCAGAGCUUAGCUCCAUUCCUAACCCUGGAAGUGUUCUCUCUCCAGCUCCUGGUGCCAAGACGGAUUCCUCCUCAGUUCCUCAUCAGUUCAUCAGAAAGGACUUUGUUCAUCUCUUUAAAAAAAAAAAAAAAAAAAAAAAAAGAUCCAAACAUUCGGGAGGUAGAAGAAGAGAAAGUGGACCUCAGAUUAGGAAGAGCGCCCACCCCCUUCCCCAGUCCUCCCUAUGACUGCAGGGAACGCUGGUCUGGGUGAGGACUGCCGGUCAGUGAGUCCUCCAUGCCCCCUCGAUCUGUACUCCUCCCUAUCUAACAGCACCAUCACUCCCACUUCAGCUCCCUGCGUUUCAUAUGACCCGUCCUGCUCUCUUGGUUGGGUUUUGUUGGGACAGGGGAUAGGGAAGGUAUUUUUUAAAACUAACUUGAAAUGUGUGUUUUUGUUUUUAUUUUUCAAAUUUCAAUAAAGAUGCAUUGUGUUUGUAUGGAAA
Messenger RNA from Lutra lutra (Eurasian river otter), 2286 nucleotides. RefSeq names its product endothelial cell adhesion molecule (gene ESAM). Gene Ontology annotation, cellular component: plasma membrane; adherens junction. Gene Ontology annotation, molecular function: cell-cell adhesion mediator activity. The coding region runs from base 146 to 1327 and encodes 393 amino acids. The record is from RefSeq and is a predicted model, not a curated record. Gene Ontology annotation, biological process: homophilic cell-cell adhesion. The transcript is spliced from 7 exons. Lineage: Eukaryota; Metazoa; Chordata; Mammalia; Carnivora; Mustelidae.